AGGAGAAAUGGCGCAGAAAGGAGUUCAGAUGGACCGUGAAAGAUUCUCUUGUUCCAUCUGUUUGGAUCUACUGAAGGAUCCGGUGACUACAGCCUGUGGACACAGCUACUGUAUGAACUGUAUUAAAUACUUCUGGGAUGGAGAGGAACAGAAAGGAACCUACAGCUGCCCUCAAUGUAGAGAGACCUUCAGACAGAGGCCUGUCUUGAAGAAACACACCCUGUUAGCAGAGUUAAUGGAGGACCUGAAGAAAAGCAGAGCCAAAGCUUCUCCAGCUGACCACUGCUAUGCUGGACCUGGAGAUGUGGCCUGUGGUGUCUGCACUGGGAGGAAGAUGAAAGCUACAAAGUCCUGUCUGGUUUGUCUGGUUUCUUACUGUGAGAAUCAUCUCCAACCUCACUACGAUGUUCCUGUUUUAAAGAAACACAAGCUGGUGGAUCCCUCUGAGAAUCUUCAGCAGAACAUCUGCUCUCGUCAUGAUGAGGUGAUGAAGAUCUUCUGUCGUACUGAUCAGCAGUGUAUCUGUUAUCUCUGCACUAUGGAUGAACAUAAAGGCCAUGAAACAGUCCCAGCUGCAGCAGAAAGAGAUGAGAAGCAGAAGAAGCUCCAGGUGAGUCGACAACAAAUCCAGCAGAGAAUCCAGGACAGAGAGAAAGAUGUGAAGCUGCUUCAACAGGAGGUGGAGCCCAUCAAUGUAUCUGCUGAUAAAACAGUGGAGGACAGUGAGAAGAUCUUCACCGAGUUGAUCCAUAUACUCCAGAAAAGAAGCUCUGAGGUGAAGCAGCAGAUCAGAUCCCAGGUGGCAGCUGAAAUGAGUCGAGUCAAAUAUCUCCAGGAGAAGCUGGAGCAGGAGAUCACUGAGCUGAAGAGGAAAGACGCUGAGCUGGAGCAGCUCUCACACACAGAGGAUCACAACCAGUUUCUCCUCAGAUACCCCUCACUGCCAGCACUCAGUGAGUCUACAUGCUCAUCCAGCAUCAUAGUUCGUCCUCUGAGAUACUUUGAGGAUGUGACACCCGCUGUGUCAGAGCUCAGAGAUAAAUUACAGGAAGUCCUGAGAGACUCAUGGACAAACAUCCAACUGACGAUCACAGAGGUGGAUGUUCUACUGUCAGAACCAGAACCUAAGACUAGAGCUGGUUUCUUAAAAUUUACUAAAACAAUAACUCUGGAUCCAAACACAGCAGGCAAUUAUGUGUCAUGUAAUUGGGACAAAACAGCAACAUUAGAGAAAGAAAAACAGGUUUGUCCUGAUCAUCCAGACAGAUUUACUUGUUCUCAGGUUCUGAGUAAAGAAAGUCUGACUGGACGUUGUUACUGGGAGGUGGAGAGAAAAGGAAAAGAAGUCGAUGUAGCAGUUUCAUACAAGAAUAUCAGCAGAUCAGGAGAUAAAAGUGAUUUUCGAUACAAUGAUAAAUCUUGGUCAUUAUAUUGUGACGGAGACAGUUACAUAUUGUAUCACAACAAUGAUAAAACCAAACUGUCAGGUCCAGUUUCCUCCAAAGUCGGAGUGUACCUGGAUCACAAAGCAGGUAUUCUGUCUUUCUACAGCAUCUCUAAAACCAUGACUCUCCUCCACAGAGUCCAGACCACAUUCACCCAGCCGCUACAUGCUGGAAUUUCACUUUAUAACUAUGGAGACUCAGCUGAGUUCAUUAAACCUAGACAGACAGAAGGGAAUUCAUGUUCAAUUGGUUAAAAUGUGUAUUUUAGUUUCAGUCCAUCUGGUUUUCAUCUUUAUUGCUUGGUUAUUUCUUCACUGGUCUUUAUGGUGAUACUUUAUCUGGUUUGCUGUUGGUGGAGUUUAUUUGGGAGCUACCUUUACUGCAUUGUAGGUAAAAUAAUGUCAACCACAGCUGCUGGUAUUUUAUUAUAAAUUGGAGAUAUUUUUUUUUUACUGUGUGGUUUUUGUUUAUCUAUGGAGGCUAUCACUGCUUAGGAUAUUUUUUAUUCACUUCUACUGAUUAUAUUUACAUUGAUUUAUUUUUCAGAACAAAAUUGUUGUUGGAACUGAUGUCCAGAUGAGAUAAUUAUAAAUCAAUCAGUUACAAAGUUAAUGCUUUGAAAGUCAAAUCCUGAGAAUGUUUUGGAUUUCUCUAUUAAUUUGUUGUUUAGACGUUAAUCAUUAGAUCUUUUUAAGCUUUGCUU
Molecule: messenger RNA, 2148 nt
Organism: Poecilia latipinna (sailfin molly)
Lineage: Eukaryota; Metazoa; Chordata; Actinopteri; Cyprinodontiformes; Poeciliidae
Product: tripartite motif-containing protein 16-like
Exons: 1
Coding region: 8-1699 (563 amino acids)
Molecular function (GO): zinc ion binding; protein binding
Source: RefSeq, a predicted model, not a curated record